AUGGAAGAAGCGCCAAAGGAGGACCUCCCAAUGGUGGAUCUUGGCGGCGACCUCGCCUUGAUCGUCGGUCAAGACGACUCUCAGAUCCGCAUACAGGUCUCAAAAGCUCACCUGUCGUUCGCCUCCUCGUACUUCAAGACUCUUCUAGGGCCACGUUUCAUGGAAGGCUCGGCAGCUGAAGCGGGAAAGGCUCUGGUACUGAAGGACGAUGACCCUGAGGCCUUCACGGUGCUCAUGAAAAUCCUGCACAUGCGUCACGACUUGAAAACGCCAAUGGCUGCGGAUGAAUUGCUUGCGCUCGCCGUCGUGGCGGACAAGUAUGGCUUCACGCAAGCGCUCAAGCUCCCGUCGAAAGCGCUGUUCCCAAACCUCAUCAAGCCCAGCUAUCGCGAGGUCUUUGAUUUGACAUCGGCUGCCUACCUUUUUGGUCACUCAAGCUUGUUCUACGAGUUCACGAAGACCUUGUUGUUGGACUUCUGUCCGGAGAAAGUUGACCGAAAUGGCUUUGCCACUCUCAGUCUAUCUGCUCCAUCCGCUGUUUGGCGUACGUAUAUGCACCGCUGGAUCUCCCACGCCAAAGUCAAAUUGGACUUUGAAAGGCUGACAAGAUCGUAA
Lecanosticta acicola is the source of this 615-nucleotide messenger RNA. NCBI's taxonomy places the organism in Eukaryota, Fungi, Ascomycota, Dothideomycetes, Mycosphaerellales, Mycosphaerellaceae. The record is from the annotation of a GenBank genome assembly.